AUGACACAAAUACAGACCUCCAGCGAUCCAGAGACUCUCCAUCUCCCCCGCAUUCUCUGCCUUCACGGCGGCGGCGUCAAUGCACAAGUCUUCGAACUUCAAUGCCGCGCUCUCAUCAGAAGUCUCGCUUCCUCACUGCGUCUAGUCUUCAUGCAAGCACCCUUCAUCUCAGCGCCUCACCCAGACAUAGUCAGCGUCUACGGUGAAUACGGCCCUUUUCGGCGCUGGCUCCGCUGGCAGCCCGAUCACCCCGAGAUUGAAGCAGAGGCCGCCGCCGAGCUACUUCGGAACCAGGCCCGCAGGGCUAUGGACACCGACCCCGGCACCGGAGAGUGGAUCGGCAUUUUGGGGUUUUCGCAGGGCGCUAAGAUUGCAGCGAGUUUAUUGUGGACGCAGCAGAAAGUGACGGAGCAGUUUGGUGCAGAAGAAGCGCUGACGCAGUUCAAGUUUGGUGUUCUCAUGGCUGGGAGAGCGCCCUUGAUUACGCUGGAUGCUCGGCUGCAACAUCCCCCGGCGGUUGUUGAUGCGGCACUGUUGAGCUCCGAGUUCAAGGACUUCCCCGAGUCGAAUGUUGGCGACCAUGUUUUGAACAUACCAACACUGCAUGUCCAUGGGCUUCGCGAUCCUGGACUCGAGCAGCACCAGAUUCUAAUGAAGACAUACUGCGCAACUGGUACAACGACGCUGGUUGAGUGGGAUGGUGGGCACCGCAUACCGAUCAAGAGCCACGAUGUCGACGCCGUGACAACUGAGAUCUUGAAGUUGGCAAAGAACGCAGGCGUGAAGCUGCCAAACUGA
Molecule: messenger RNA, 798 nt
Organism: Fusarium proliferatum ET1
Lineage: Eukaryota; Fungi; Ascomycota; Sordariomycetes; Hypocreales; Nectriaceae
Exons: 1
Coding region: 1-798 (265 amino acids)
Biological process (GO): secondary metabolite biosynthetic process
Cellular component (GO): nucleus; cytoplasm
Source: RefSeq, a predicted model, not a curated record